AUGAACCUGCCACCUCCCGCCGAGGGGUGGCCGGCCGCCGACAAGGCCGCGGAGGCGCUCUUCUCGCGGUUCCAGAUCGACACGAGCCGCAAGUUUGGCGAAGGAGGCUACGGCGCCACCUACGCCGCUAUCGACAAUGCAGCGACGGGUGCGGCGCGCAACUGCGCUGCAAAGGUGGUGAACCUGAGCAAAAUGAAGUUGGAGAGCCUGCAGGACGAGUGCAGGGUUCUGGAUAACCUCGGGAAAGAUGGUGGUCACCCCAACGUGAUUAAGCUCCUCGGCCACGGCCGCGGGCGCCGGAGCGCGAAGCAGGAGGGGCAGUACUUUAUCUUUAUGGAGGCGGCGAGCGGCGGCGAGCUCUUCGACGUGGUGAUCGACCGCGGCGCGAAGGCGAUGACGGAGGAGGAGGCGCGCGGCUUCUUCAUCGGCGUCCUCAGCGGUCUCAUGCACUGCCACUCGCGCGGCAUCCUCGAGAACGUGCUGCUCUCGUCGGAGGGCACGAUCAAGCUGAUCGACUUUGGGCUCUCGCACACCUACGGCAAGGACGCCAACGGCCAGUGGGACCGCUCCCAGCCCCUCCGGCGGCUGGUCGGCUCAAAGUCGUACGUUGCGCCAGAGGUGCUCAGCGGCGUGGGGUACGACGGCUUCAUCGCCGACGUCUGGUCGCUCGGCGUCUGCCUCUUUUCGAUGCUCGCGGGCUUCUUCCCGCUCUCGGAGGCAAACGCGAAGGACUGGCGCUUCGGGCUGCUCCAAAAGACGCAGGAGAAGGGCGUGUCGUCGACGGUGACCAUCCACGGCUGGUACAAGCGCAAGUGCCAGCUCUCGCCCGGCGCGAUCAACCUGAUCGACUCGAUGCUUGCCUGCAACCCGAAGCGGCGCAUCCCUCUCGGCGCGAUCGCGGCGCACGAGUGGACGGCGGGCGCGCCGCUCGGCGGAGCGGCGGCCAAGGCGGCGCUGGGGCGGAGUCCCAUGACGGCGGCGCUGCCGGUGACCGCGAUGGAGGAGGAGGGGCCACGCUGGCGGGCCGCCAACCCGGGCAUGGACGCGGAGUCGCUGAUGGCGCUGCUGGAGCUGAACGACGGCGAGGGGCUAGACGACGCGGAGACGGCGCCAAUCUACCGCAAGCUGGGCGUCGACCUCGGCGAGGCGCUGCCGCUGCCGGCCUUUGACAGGCAACACGCCUGCACCUUUGCUGCGCCCGAGUGA
Molecule: messenger RNA, 1206 nt
Organism: Emiliania huxleyi CCMP1516
Lineage: Eukaryota; Haptophyta; Isochrysidales; Noelaerhabdaceae
Exons: 3
Coding region: 1-1206 (401 amino acids)
Biological process (GO): protein phosphorylation; intracellular signal transduction
Molecular function (GO): ATP binding; protein serine/threonine kinase activity
Source: RefSeq, a predicted model, not a curated record